CAGAGGUACAUUUAUUCUGUCUGAUGUUUUUCCACAGAUGGCAUCAGCUUUUCACUUGGUUUUUCUCCUCUGUUUGAGCAGCGGACUGUUGGUUUCAGGAUCUUCGUCCGUCAGAACUAAACGCUGGGUGGGAGGCUGUCCUUCUGGUUGGACUCGCUACGGCCAGCGCUGUUUCUUCGUUGACACCAGACACCUGACCAUGGCUGAAGCAGAGCUCUCCUGUAUUAGUCACGGUGGGAACCUUGCCUCAAUCCACAGCUCCUGGGAAAACUUGUGCAUUAGACAUCUGAUUUACCAGACGUGCCGCGCAUAUGUGACUGCCUGGAUUGGGCUCUUUGACGCGAUACAGGAGGGGAAGUGGAUGUGGACUGAUGGUUCCAGGGUUGCCUACACCAGCUGGGGCAGCGGGGAGCCUAACAACGUGGGCCACGGAGGAGAACACUGCACGGAGAUUAACUGGGGAGGGUCGCACUACUGGAAUGACAUCCCAUGCCACUUUAGGAAACCUUUUGUUUGUGCCAGAAAACUCUGAUGUAUCCCACCACCCACUGUCAUACGUGUGCCAUUAUUUCCUCUUUGAUGUCACAGUGCGAUAAUAGAUGAUUCACUUCUAAUUUACUGCUUCCAAAUCAAAGUCUUCCACCUCAGUGUCACUCCCCUGAUUAUUCAUUCUUAGUUGUGUGAAUCCUGACACCACAGGAAAGUGUCUCACUAAACUGACUGAACUGUAAUCUGAGAAACAUGAUUGAUUUAUGAUUUUUUUUUUUCAUUUAUUGUCAUAUAUUAACACAAUGUAAUAAGGGUGAAUAAUCUGAAAAAUGAAUUACAAUGGAAUAAAAAUAAUGUG
This is a messenger RNA of Lates calcarifer (barramundi perch), 847 nucleotides long. RefSeq names its product galactose-specific lectin nattectin-like. Lineage: Eukaryota; Metazoa; Chordata; Actinopteri; Centropomidae. The record is from RefSeq and is a predicted model, not a curated record. The transcript has 6 exons. The coding region runs from base 38 to 532 and encodes 164 amino acids.